GAGAGAGAGAGAGAAGGAUACAGAGAGUGAGAGAGAUGCUGUCCUCCUCAGCAGAUCCUCCCAUCAUGGCGGAGGAGGAGCGCGUGUCGCACCCCGGCUUCAUCCCCGCGCGCUACUCGGCGCUCCUCAUCAUCAGCGCGGCUUCGGAGCGGAACAUCCGGGACUUUAUCUGCUCAGAGCUCCACAGAGGGUUGCGUGUGUGGGAUGUGGAUCUGACAGAGUGUAAUUUGGACGAAGAGCUCAGAGAGUUUGUGAGUCGUCGCUCGUCUCAGAGCUGCAGUGAUGUUAAAGGUCAGCGGAUAUUGGAGUUCAGUACAAGUGUGUUCAGCUGCAGAGUCGUGUUCAGUCCCUCAGAGGAAACUCUCUACUCUCAGAUCCACGGACUAAUAACAGACACGUCUCAGCACAAGCUGCUGGUGCUGACUGGACGCUCCCUGGAGGACAGCGGAGACCUCGUCUUACACAGCGGACACUUCACUCCAAACCACCUCAUUCAGAUAUUUACAGAUGAGGAGAUUCAGGACAAACUGAACUCUACAAGUGUGACAAGAAAAGCAAAACUGACCCUCAGCUGCCCAAAGACUGGACCAUGGAAGAACACCAUACUCGGGAAACACAGUUUACCAGACGUAAUAGACAUUAAAGUGAACCCUUUAAUGGUGCUGCCCAAAAUGGAUGGCCUCCAGGAGUUCACCAGUCAUCUCUGCGAAAACAUUGAGCCGCCAUCACCGUUUGAUCUCCUAGAACCCCCAAGCACGGUGGGGUUCCUCAAACUCUGUCGUCCUUGCUGCUACAUAUUUCCAGGUGGGAGAGGGGACUGUGCCUUUUUCGCCGUCAACGGAUUCAACGUCCUGGUGAACGGUGGAUCGGAUCCAUGCUCUUGCUUCUGGAAGUUAGUGAGGCAUCUGGACCGUGUGGAUUCCAUUCUUCUAACUCAUGCUGGGACUGAUAAUCUUCCAGGGAUUAAUAGUCUUUUUGCAAGGAAGGUUGCUGAGCUCAAGGAAGAUGAUUCCUCUGAAUCAGAGAAGAAAGAAAAGUGGCUGAAAAAUCUGAUCUCCCCAGAGUUGGGUGUCGUUUUCUUUAAUGCACCAAAAAGGCUGAAGAAAAUUCAAGGUGAUCCAAAUGUACUGCGAAGUAGUGAUCAAGCAGGCCUUACUUUACGUAAUUUGGAGAAGCUCAAGCUCUCAGCAGAACCACUACUUCGCAGUUCAAGUGGUCCCAUAGAACCAGUGAUUCUGUUUCAGAAGAUGGGAGUUGGAUGUCUUGAGCUGUAUGUCAUUAACCCAGUUAAAGGCAGCAAAGAGUUUGAGGACUUCAUGAACCGCUGGCCUGAAAACAGCAUUAAUCCCAAAGGUUCUGAAGUUCCCCUAAGUUCUCUGGUGUCUAUUUGCACUUUACUUGUGUGGCAUCCUGCCAGCCCACAUGAAAAGAUCAUACGAGUCCUCUUCCCUGGGUCAACGCCACAAGCAAAGAUACUGGAAGGUCUAGAAAAGCUGAAGCACCUAGAGUUUCUCAAGCGUCCUGUAGUGUGUUCCAAAGAUAUCGAACCAAACUCAGAAAAGAACCCAAAACGAGCUGAGAGCCAAGACAGCCUCAAGUCCACCACCAAAGAAUCCAGGCCAAGCAGUGCCACAACAAAGGAGAAAUCAGUCCGUGGGUAUCCAGAGCCAAAAGACCAGGUCAAGGUCAAGUCUAUGGCUGGUGAAGAAAAACCAAAGUCUGUUGAAAACAGUGUCAAGCCUAAACUGAACAAAACCAUUGCAAAGAAGGAGUCUUUUAAAGCCAACAAAAAAGAUGACAAGAGUAGUGUAUCAGUGUCAAAAAACCAGGAAAUUAGACAGAGGAAAAUGUCAGGUAAAAAGGAUUCCCCUUCGAACAAACAGAAGAAUGAUGAAAAGACUGAAGAAAGGAAAAACAAUUUGAUGGGGAAAGAGGCCAAGAAAAUGGCUCCAAGGUCUUCAUCCCCUCCUGCAGACCCAAACAAAUCUGCAAGUACAAAGAAAAAUGAAACAAAAGUAAACAAAGGGACAGAGGACAGAGUAAAAUCCAACAAAUCUAACAAGGAGCAGCAAAACCAGAAGCUUUCGAGUGAUGUAGGGGAUCCAAAACACUUGGAGAUCUCAUCAGGCGAGGCGACAGAGUUUCUGGAACCGGAGCAAGAGCAAUCAAAUGAAUUGAAUGUUAAAACUAAACUCCCUGACAUCCUGUCGAGAAAGGAAUCAGGAAGUGAGGACAAUCCAAAAAGCAGCCAUGUGAGUCCAGAGAAGGCUAUAGAUGACAUACUGAAUCCACUCAAGUCCACUGAGGCUUCUGGGAUUGUCAAGACUCCAAAGAGUGAACGUAGCGUUAAUCUGGACCUUACACCCACUGAGAUUAGCUGGCCCGAUGGAGCUUUGAAGGACAAUCCACCCAAAAGUGGCCAGGACGAAGUCUGCAUUAGCCCUGAUGAAAAGACCUUGGAGUUGAGUUCUCCAAGGUCUGGUCUAAACAGUGCUGGUCAUACGCCAUAUCACCUUUCCCCUGAGGAAACUUGGGCCUCCAGAGACCGCAGCAGCAUAGCAGCUAAGAUGUGCUUGGGAUCAGACAGCCAGCAAGGAGGAUCAUGUAAGACUUCAGAGUCUGGAUGUCCCAAAAGUACUCAAGAGAGCAACUCCAGCUCUUCUAAAGAGAAACACUCCAGCUUCCUGUCUCUGAGCUCUUUCAAAGACAUUAUGCCUGACAUAUCACCCACAGUGACCACCACCACCCACUCAAUGCCUGCCGAAGUUAGCUCACCACAGUCCACUGAGGUUGACGAGUCUUUAUCAAUGUCCUUUGAGCAGGUGCUUCCUACAGUCAGUGAAUCCACAAAUGAGGAUGAGACCUCUUACUCUAACGGACACUACGCAGAUCCUGACUUCAAAGUAGGAAUGUCCUUGUCUUUAAAGAUGGCACAUUCAAAGAGGGUGAUAAACGACGCCUCAGAUGGACGUCCUUCUGGACCACAGAGUCUGAUGUUUGAUGCUUCCCAUGAUGUCGAUCUUUGUUUGGUUUCUCCCUGUGAAUUUAAACAUUUUAAACCUCUAGAGAAAGAUCACCACACCCUUUCUCCAGGACUUAUGGCCACCAGCCCUCAUGACUUCUCCGAUGACAGCGAUCGCUCCCAGGAAGUGGUGAAGCCCCUGCACCAGGCAUUUUUAAGCAACAAGGCCACUCACCCAGCCCAGGAAACCCCUCUCACCUCUGCCAGUGAUUACUUCCCCACUGCCUCGGAUUCCGACCCCCAGCCGGGUCUGGAGGAGUGCCCUUCCAUCACUGCCGAUGGUGCUUUAGAUUCUGAUGAAGAAGGAGGAGCACACUGCUCCUCUGACAACUUGAACCUGAAUAAUUCACCACUUCAGGAUCCUCUUCCUGUUCCUCUCAAAGACUUCCCCCCUUUUCCUGCCCAACCUGGGGCCUGCAUGCCUGAUCUUGGGAAAUUCGGCAAAACAGGUGCAAAGAACAGGAAGACAACUGUGGUUACGCAGAGGCUAAGCACUUCAGCACAAGCUAGCAAGACCAGAACAGGAAGUCAAAGUGGAUUGAGGUCAAAUUCUACCGUAGACACUGCAGUAUCACGUUCGUCUCAUUUUGGUGCAAAAAGACCAACCACCACAGCAGGUAUCAAGAGCAUCACCUCCGCGUAUUUGGACCUGGCGUACCUCCCCUCUGGAAAUGCAGCAUCCACUAUUGAUGUCGAAUUCUUCUGUCGUUUACGAUCAUCCUGUUACAUUAUAAGCGGAGAUGAUGCUCUGAAGGAAGACAUGAUGAGACCCAUUCUGGAUGCUUUACUGGACGGAAAGUCUGUUUGGCCUGAAGAUGUGCCAGUGACGUUAAUCCCCACGUUUGAGUCAGUGACGAUGCACGAGUGGUACCAUCAGACCCAGGAGAAGCAGCAGCAGCUGGGCAUCACGGUUCUGGGCAGCAACAGCACGGUGGCCAUGCAAGAGGAGACAUUCCCCGCCUGUAAAGUAGAGUUCUGACACGGUGAUAAAAUGACAGCAAGAGUGGGAGGGGCUAAACAUUUGAUUUCAAAAACUUAAAAAGCGGAAAAUAUUCAGCAUAGUAUAGUGUUUUGAUGCUACAACACACACUAACACACACAAACAAACACACUAACACACACACACACACCCCUCGUUAUGGGCGUGUUAAUGAGCUGAUCAGGUUCUAACAAACACUAAUGUACAGUAUCACACUAACCACUCCCCAGUCUUAUUAGAAUUUCUUCUGUGGGUUCUAGAUGGUUCUAGGUUUAGCUGGCAUUCUCGUGAGUACACUAUGUAGGGACGAGUUCUCGGAUUUGGGACGGAGCCUUAAAACUGUGGAUGUUACAGUCAGGAGUUUUAGAGUUAAUUCCUGACAUAGAACCAGGAAACAGGAGAUAAAACAAGAGGUUUUUGACAUUUUACUAUCACACAUUGCUGUCUGUUUCACCUUUACACAUUUAAUCAACAUUUUAACCCUUUCACUGACGUAAUAAACACCUGCAGUGUGUGUAGCAGUGUGUGCACGCUGUGUUUCCUGCAUGUGGUUCCAGUUUGUUUAUUUGAGAUAAAAAAAAAAGGUGUGAAAUAAAUCUUUUCAUAUCGCACGAGUGUAACUCAGUUUAAGAAGCCAAAGUGUAGAAAUAGCUGUAGACAGGAAGGACACGCAUGUGUGAGAAUGCGUUGAUAGAAAUAUAGAAAUAAAUAAAUAAAUAAAUAAAUAAAUAAGGACAUUCUGAUGAAGAAUAUUAUUAGAAUAGUAAAUAAGGAAUACAUCUUUUUCUUUUCUUUUUUGGGGGGGCUUCAAUCAGGAAGUUAAUGUAAAGAAGUUCUCAUUUCUCCAUUUAGAUAAUAAAAAGCAGCUAAUUAUGACUCUGAGUUUUCAAAAACGCAUAAGUGCACAUUAACGAAGCCGGCUGUGGUUGUGUUUAAUUGCUGUGAAACUUUCUGAUUAGGCUUUAAUACAGGAGUGGAUAAACAUUUACUGCCUUUAUAAAUGAUGGUAUUUAAACCACUAGCAGUCCAUUACCUGUGUGACGUGCAGAGUUUAACUUUAUUACCUCCCCAUGGGAAAAUGAAUUCAUCAUCUUUUUUUUUUUUACUUAUUUUGUUUUGCUGUUUCAUUUUUGUCCUUUGUAGCUCAUGUUAUCUGAACCUUUCCUGCACACACACACACACACACACACACACACACACACACACACGGACUCUUUAACGUAUUAGAGCAAAAUACACAAAACUGUCAUUCUGGGUUUUUUUUUUCUGGGGGGGGUAACUGACUAUUUUUUUCAUGGUCCGGUUUCCAUUGCUUGUGAGCAGGUCCGUAUCCUACAGUACGGACCCCGGUUACGGACCUCUGGCGACUCGCUUGUUCACAACAACAAACAACAUAGUAGCAAUUUUUGUCAACAUUUAUUUGCGCAUUUCUCAGGAGAAUAUCAUUAAUUUUACAGCAUGGAUAGCGAUAACGACAGUGUUCACAGCGAAAGCGAGUUUUACUACCCUGAGGAAGAAGAAAUAAAAGAAAACAUUUCAGGAGAAAGCUAAAAACCUGUAACUUGCUAACGCCGAGCAAAAACAUGGCCGAAUCCUGAAGGACUCCUAUUUGUAUAAAUAGGGGACUACAUAGGUGACAAAAUGUAGUUUUUUUUCCUGCCAUGGAAGUGCACUUGUAUACCGAGGAGGAAGCCAUUUGCAUUAUAGCCGUGAAUGAGGAUUCAAAAUGGCGGCUCGGCUCGGUUUUCCCUGUCGGGCGCUCUCGUUUUCUGUUAGAAUUUGGUAAAGAAAAAAUAAAUAUAUUA
Molecule: messenger RNA, 5806 nt
Organism: Neoarius graeffei (lesser salmon catfish)
Lineage: Eukaryota; Metazoa; Chordata; Actinopteri; Siluriformes; Ariidae
Gene: map1sb
Product: microtubule-associated protein 1Sb
Exons: 7
Coding region: 36-4001 (1321 amino acids)
Biological process (GO): axonogenesis; dendrite development; regulation of microtubule depolymerization
Cellular component (GO): synapse; microtubule associated complex; microtubule
Molecular function (GO): actin binding; microtubule binding
Source: RefSeq, a predicted model, not a curated record